AUGGCGGGUCGGCGCGGGGCGCUCAUCGUGCUGGAGGGCGUGGACCGCGCCGGCAAGAGCACGCAGAGCCGCAAGCUGGUAACAGCCCUGUGCGCCCAAGGCCACCGCGCCGAGCUCCUGCGCUUCCCGGAACGAUCAACUGAGAUUGGCAGACUCCUGAGCUCCUACUUGGAGAAAAAGAGGGAGGUGGAAGAUCAUUCCGUGCACCUGCUCUUCUCGGCGAACCGCUGGGAGCAAGUGCCACUCAUCAAGGAGAAGUUGAGCCAGGGCAUCACCCUCGUUGUGGACAGAUACGCAUUUUCUGGUGUCGCCUUCACCAGCGCCAAGGAGGACUUUUCCCUGCAUUGGUGUAAACAGCCAGACGUUGGCCUCCCCAAGCCAGACCUGGUGGUGUUUCUGCAGCUGGCACUGGCAGAGGCAACCAAGCGUGCCGAGUUCGGGCAGGAACGUUACGAGGAUGGGCCUUUCCAGGAGCGGGCGCUGCAGCAGUUCCACCAGCUCAUGGGGGACACGACCCUCAACUGGCAGGUGGUGGACGCGUCCAGGAGCAUUGAGGUUGUGCAUGAGGAGAUACGGCAGCUAUCAGAGGUCACCAUCCGGGCCGCUGCUCACAGGCCACUGGGGCAGCUGUGGGCAUAGCGGCAUCCAGCUGCCAGUUGGGGGCAGGUCUGGCUCAUGGUGGGUGGUUCUACUACUGUCUCUUUCCCAAAGACAUGAGCAAAGGAUCCAAUCCAUCUGCUGUGUGUUCAAGGGUUCCCAACUGUUCAGUCACACCCUCCCUUUACCCAAAAUAAAGGUGUUCUCCCAACUUCCCCUUUCUUUUCACCAAACCCUUGGACUUGUGAAAAGCUACCCUGAUUUGUUCCUCGGUGGACCCUCUCCCUCCUGGUUUAUAAAGGAGUCAGUGAUGCAUAAAGACUCCAUGAUUCCCUCUUGA
Messenger RNA from Suncus etruscus (white-toothed pygmy shrew), 937 nucleotides. It is a transcript of the gene DTYMK, whose product is annotated as deoxythymidylate kinase. Gene Ontology annotation, cellular component: nucleus; mitochondrion; cytosol. The record is from RefSeq and is a predicted model, not a curated record. The transcript is spliced from 5 exons. Gene Ontology annotation, biological process: dTTP biosynthetic process; dTDP biosynthetic process; dUDP biosynthetic process. The coding region runs from base 1 to 639 and encodes 212 amino acids. Lineage: Eukaryota; Metazoa; Chordata; Mammalia; Eulipotyphla; Soricidae. Gene Ontology annotation, molecular function: ATP binding; dTMP kinase activity.